Verruconis gallopava is the source of this 915-nucleotide messenger RNA. RefSeq lists its product as uncharacterized. NCBI's taxonomy places the organism in Eukaryota, Fungi, Ascomycota, Dothideomycetes, Venturiales, Sympoventuriaceae. The record is from RefSeq and is a predicted model, not a curated record. Gene Ontology annotation, biological process: translation. The coding region runs from base 70 to 552 and encodes 160 amino acids. The transcript is spliced from 5 exons. Gene Ontology annotation, cellular component: ribosome; cytosolic large ribosomal subunit. Gene Ontology annotation, molecular function: structural constituent of ribosome.
GCCAACACCAAGAGCGCACACCUUCCUGCGAAAACCGAACGAAAAGUCUCCCAUCAAUACAUCGCAACAAUGGGUCACUCUGCUGGUCUCCGCUCCGGUACGAGAUACGCCUUCUCAAGAGGCUUCAAAAAGACUGGUUAUAUUCCGCUCAGCACCUACCUGCGAACCUACAAGGUUGGAGAUAUCGUCGAUAUUGUCGCCAAUGGUGCCGUCCAAAAGGGUCUUCCAUACAAGGUCUAUCACGGCAAGACCGGUGUCGUAUACAACGUCACCAAGUCCGCUGUUGGCGUGAUUGUGUACAAACAGGUCGGCAACCGUUAUCUCGAGAAGCGCAUCAAUGUUCGCAUUGAGCACGUCCGCCACAGCCGCAGCAGAGAAGAAUUCAUUCUCCGUGUCAAGGAGAACGCACGGAGAAAGAAGGAAGCCAAGGCCAAGGGUGAGACAGUCGAUGUCAAGCGCCAGCCAGCGAAGCCAAAGGAGGCCCGGACUGUCACCCUUAAAGACAACUGGCCAGAGAACAUUGCUCCGGCGCCGUAUGAGACGUAUAUCUAGACGAUGAUUGUGGCGAGUGGUUCGGGAUGUGGAUUUAUUUUCCAUGCAUUGGGUUUACGGCGAAAGAUAUUAGCGACAACGGCACGUCGGGUUUCUUCCGAUCCAAAAACAAACACACGAUGGGUUGUCUGUCAUCUGGAAGAAGGCAAUUAUCGCCUUUGAUCAAUGAAUCGAUACCAUGAAAACAAAAUCAAUUCGCUGCAAUGUGACACCGCCUCGCUGCCCAACCUGCUUCCGUGCUGUUCAAAGACUUUCCCGCUUUUAGUAGACAUUAACCUGUACACAGACAUACCUAUCUAAUGGCUAUUGGGAGCCGAUGCAAAAUGUCUCUUGCGCUUAUGUAGACGAAAAGGCUGAAAAAGG